Messenger RNA from Moneuplotes crassus, 1773 nucleotides. Lineage: Eukaryota; Ciliophora; Spirotrichea; Euplotida; Euplotidae. The record is from the annotation of a GenBank genome assembly.
AUUUAUCAGCCCAAUAUGGAUCCAUUAUUGCAAACAGACAAAUUAGAAGAGAAAGAGGGAAACCAUGAUUCCCUCAAGAGAUCCACCUCCGUAGAGGGAGAACGGAUUAGAAAACUUUUAGGAGAAGUUAGCACCUCCUCUAGCUCUAAACCUCAGGCUAAAGAGCCCGAGGACGAUGCUAUAUUAAGCAAAAUUGGCAAUGAGAAUCUACUUGAGAGCAAACAUCCUAGAGAAAAGACUGAAGUUGAACAGAAGAUGUAUUACUUAAUCAAAACUAUUUCUAAAUAACCUGCCUAUAAAACCUCGUAUUAGAGAAGAGAUAAUAGGAGAGUAUUGCUCCCAAAUGCUUAUUAAGCAGAUUCUCAGAAUAAAGCAAGAGGUACAAGAGGAGUCUAAUGAAGAAGACCAGGUCCCAGACUGUCCAAAUGAUGCUUUAGUCUCAAGAAUUAUUAAAGAAUCAGACAUCCUGCCUAGAUUACUAUCUGAAUAUUCCAAGUAUAACAGUAAAACCGCGAGGUUCAAAUCUGAAGAUGAAACUGAAGCAGGUAAUUCCAAUGAGCCAGACGAGGAGAGAGGUCUUCUAUACGAACUAAAAAAGUACUCCAGACAGAAGCCAAUCCUUCAAGAUGAUAAAGAAGACAAGGAUGAUGAAGAAGACCAAAAUGCUCAAGAUGAUGAUAAUGAGGGAAACGAAAGAGACCAAGAUAAAAGUAACUACAAAGACGACUUAAAACGUCUCCUCUGAUCAAGAAAUUCUCAAGAAAAGGAUGAGGAAGAUGACGAGCUGACUGAAGAAAUGGAGGAAUAUGACAAAGAGGCAAGGGACGCAGAGGAAGAAAUCCAGAAAUCAAAGAAAAGUAAGCGGGAUAAAGAGGAAGAAGAAAUAAAACUACCCAUUAUGUCCAUUAGCAAUGAGUCCUUGUCUUAUGAGAGAUUUUAUCCAGGAAGAAUACUUGGCAAUACUUUUCAGAUUACCAAUAAGUCUCCUAAAAGAGCUGAAGUUACCUUAUCCUUCACUACAAAAGGGUUGAACAAGAACUUUGCUCUCGCAAGACUCAUGGAGUUCUACGAGGCAUCUACUCCUGAAGAAAUCGAACAACCGUACUUAGGGUUACUGGACAAGCCGUUUGUUGACUCUCAAGAAAAAUUUAAGUGAUGGUUUAUAGAAGACCCUAAGACCAAAAGUUUAGUGAAAGAGACAUCUCUAGAAUUAGACCCUGGAGAUUCCUAUGAAUUCAUAAUUGUACUUAAGUCCCCUGUUAUUAAGAAACCUCAGUUCUUAGUAACAAACGUAAAAUGUACCAUGAGAAUUCUAUCGAAAUCUUGUAAAGUAGAGCCACAAGAAAAUGUUAUCCUUGCUUUUGGCUCACUUGAUGUCCCAAAAUUGAUCUGCCCAAAAGAAAUUAUGGAUGAGGAAAACAAGUAUUCCUCAGUAAAAGUAGUCAUGAGGAAGAACACUCCUGUCCAAGUCUUCAGAUUCCUGAUGAUCAACAAGGGAGAUAUGCCCAUUAACGUCCAUUUUACAAGUCUUGAGAAUGACGACAUGCUUUUGUUCAUCAUCAAAAAUCGAAAUAUGAGUCUUGAUCCUGGGCAGAGAGGUAUCUUGGAACUUAAGGCAAACCACAAAUUCAAAGGGUUUGACAAUGAGAAGUGGAAGACAAUGAAUAGCCACAAAUUAAUCAUUGGGAAGAUCCAAGACUGAGAGCUUAAAUUCAGCCUCAUCGUAGAUGUCAUCAUCAUCAACUAAUUUUCUUAUUGGGAGUCUCAACCGCC